UCCCGACUCGCCUAGUGUGUUUUUGACAUCGGUACACGCAGUCGUGAACUUCGGAGCGGAUAAAUACUUUUAUUUAUAGUUUUAAUCGAAUAAAGUCGUGUGACGUUCGUGAAUACCUGUGUUACCCGGGAUACAAUAAAUAUGAGUAUUGCUGCCCUCCUCCAAGCUGCUGAAUACAUCGAAAGGCGCGAGAGAGUUUCUUUUGUUGCAGAAGCGGAGCACGGAUACGCGUCGAGUUUGCCGGCGUACGACGAGUCCCGGGGAGGGAAACGGCCGAAGACGAAGAAAUCGCAGGGGAGCAGGACGACUCAUAACGAGUUGGAAAAGAACAGGCGAGCACAUCUCAGAAGUUGCUUGGAGAAACUGAAGGACAUGGUGCCCCUAGGACCAGAAGCAUCACGACACACCACACUAGGUUUAUUAACGAAAGCAAAAAGAUUUAUAAAGAGCUUGGAAGAAAGAGAAAAACGACACUCCAGUCACAGAGAGCAAUUAGCACGCGAACAACGCUACCUCAGACGGCGGUUAGAACAGUUGCGCGCGUCACAUUGCGGCGUGACAGUGCGCAGCGUGUCGGAGAGUUCUGUGACGCACGCGCACGCGACGCGCGCCGACUCGCUGUCGUCGCUCGAGUCGUCGUCGGGCGUGUCGACGGCGGAACGGUCGCCGUCAUCUGUAUCUGAAAGUGAUGAAGUUGACGUGAUCGGUUACACGUCGAACCAGAGUGACAGCGAAAGUCUAGUCUCCGGCCACAGCGGGGACAGCGGCGUGGGGUACGCCCGCGCGCGGCGAGCCCGGGGCGCGUCCCCCGCCGGGCGCGCGCGCCGGGCGCGGGCCGCGUCCCCCGCGCGCGCGCCCGCCGCCUGCACGCGCGUGCGGCGGUCCGUGCGCGCCUCCAGGGUUUAGGGGAAUGGGGGCGGCGCGGGGCGCGCGGCGGCGACGCUCACGUUAUCUUCGUAACGUAAAUCGUAGAACACUUUGUUGAUACAUGUACUAAGGCGAAUGUUGUUUCUGUGACUGAACGGAACGUGCCAGAGAGUGACCGGCGACCUGCGCCCGCGCCGCAAUCACCCACACAAUACACACACGACACACCAUAGACAUAUAUAUAGAUAGAUCGCGCUCAUGCUUGUUAAGGAUAUAAAUUUUUUUAUUUUUCGAUUUUCUUUCUUUUUAACGUAUACUACGAUGUAUACGUCACUUAUGACAAAAAUCUAUUUUUUCUCCCUUUCUCAUGUCCUAAUAUUUUAUAUUUCACGUUCUUUCACAUUAAAUGUAUCGUUAUAUAAUGUUCUAUAUUUUUCAUAGGGAAUCUUAAUUUUCUCAAUCUUCAGUCGUAUAUACUCUCUUACUCUUUUCAAUAUCUCCCCUUUUCUCUCCGUCUCUAUAUCUCUCUUUUUCUCUCUUCCUCGCUCUCUAACAUAAAUUUCUAUAAUAUUCUAAAAAUUAUCGACGGCUAUUAUCGUUGAUAAUUUUUCCAAUUCUUUCCAAACACUAACUUUCUGAUCGUUGGAUCCUGUCAUACAAAAAUCGAUAAUAACAAAGUUUGCAAAAAUAAACGUAAACGUUAUUAUUGUAUGUUGUUUAUAAAAAUGAACGGUGCGAGAUCUGGCUAGAUGUAUGUCUAUGCACACUUCUACAUCACUGAGUACAAAAUUGCCAAAAAAUCUUAUCGAUAUUUUUAUUUUUCUCUUUCGUGUGGCGUGUUUACCUUAUUCCGCAUCAAUGUCGCUAUUCCAUUUUGUGUUAAACACUUCAGAUAUUUGCGGAAAUAAUAAAUAAUAAAUUAAUAUAUUAUUUUAAUACUUUAACUCUAUUAAUAUAUAAAAAUCGGUAUAAAGAUUCAAUGUCCCGAAGUGAUUUGAUAGACAGUUGAUUAUUUAUCUAUUUAUAAAAAUUUUCUAUUGGACAAUUUUGAAUUCGGAACUGUCUUAGAGAGAACGUUUUCAAAAACUCUGUACUUACAGUUAUUAUUGAUUUUCACAAAAAUAUAAUUUGCUAACAUAGCAAAUGUUGUAUAGAAGAUAUAUCUAUUUUAUAUUUUGUAUAUAAUUAUUUUUUUUUUCUGUAUAAAUUAAUCAUUAAUCAGUAAGCGUAGGUCUUUAUGAUGGGCUACGCCUGAAAUGACUUAGCACUACGAUUAACAUGUCCGUCGAUAUUUUACUAACACAUAGUUGACAUGGACUUAGUGGCUACGCACUUUGUAAGUCACUAUUAUACGCGUUAUACUUACUAAGUGGGUAGUCGCUAAGCUCGUGUGAAGUGAGCAUAACAAGCAGAACAGAAAGGCUAUGAGAAUCCUAGAUGAUAGUCACAUUGCUUGUUUCAUUCACAAAUUGCAUUAUUACAUUUUGAUUACCGAAAACUAAGCUGUAGUGGACACUGUCGUUUUUACUAUCUCAAUUAAUUACACAUCAAUCAUUGAAAUAAGACAUUAAAAAAAAUUGAAUACAGAAAGCUUAUAGCAUUUGUAUAAAAAAAUUAAGUGCAAUACUUUAAAAACGAUAUGUUUAGUGCAAUAGGAUAUGUGUCAGUGUAAAAUUCUUGAAAUUAUUGAAAGAUAUGUUAAUAUGAUUUUUUAAGGUAUUAGGUAUUCACGGCAGUGUCUGCUAUACACACAGUACAUCACUUACUAACCGUAUUGUUAAGUAUUAAUAUUGAAUAUUAAUGAUCUCACUCCAUUGUCACACGUCCAUUCUAGUAAUAUUAUGUCAUACAUCAAUCUCUUACCGAAGAGGGAAAUCUGACAUGUCUAGUAAAAUAUUUAGGUCGGUGCCGUCCGAGGGAAGAGGACAAAAGACCAAACCACGCUGUGCAGAAUCGGUAGACUUUGUCAUUAAAAAAUUAAAAUAAUGCCUGCAAAGAUUUAACUUUAAGAUUGUUGUGGUGAAGUGCGAUAUAUGUUUUCUAUCUCACUAUUGUCAUAAAAAUAAUUAUAUACAUUCUUUGUUGUGCAUAAAACAACAGAACUGAUUCGUCGCUUCCCUCGAUCGGACGUCACUAACAUGCGAGCAAAAUAUUCAAAAUAUGGUCGCAAAAGGGUCAUAAAUCAAUUUUCAGUAGAUAUUGAAAUAAUAUAUAUUAAAUAUAUUUAUCCAAUUUUAGACCGUAUUAAUUUUUGGUCACAUUAUUUGAAAAAUUAUUUAAAGUAAGCACUUUUUUGUAAUGAAGUCGAAAAUUUAGUUAUAUUUUAAUAUUAAUGACAUAAUUACUUCAAUGGAUUUAUAUUUUACGUGGAUAUUCAUGUACCAAAAAUAAUAAUAAAGGUAGUUACUUGAUAACGUGCUUUGGCACGGAUAAACGGGACAGCUGAGAGAUAUAUUUUGUUAGAAUAUCUUGUAAAUUGUUAAUUUGUUGAGCUCUGACUGAAUUUCGUUGUAUUAUAAUCUAUUUGUUUUGAUAACGCGUUCGGUGGGACGUUAACGCCCAAUCAUACUUCUUUCCUCUAGCUCCUGCUAAGUAAUGAGAGAAUAUAAUGUUAAGUUAAUAAUUAUUUAUUAAUGUUUUAUUUCCAAAAGAAAGAAUAGGGAAAUUCGUUAGAAAUAAAUAUAAAACGCAUGCUAUUUAACGAUUGCAAUAAAUCUUUCAACCUGUGAAAAAAAAACAUAAAAUAAACGAAAUUGAAUUUGUUGCCAAAAUAUUUAAGUUUCCCAAGUGAAUUGUAGUUAUGCCUAAAUUGAGAAAUCUGCUAAAAAAAAUAUUAUUAUAUACUCUCAUUAUUUUAGUCAUGCGACCGAAUGUUGGUAUAUUUUCUUAUAAUACAUAUGUAAUAUCAAUAAAAUUUUCUAAUGAAUUGUAAAUUGUUUUAGGUAUGGAUGUUGUAAUAAGGAUAGUUGUAACGUAUCAUUUUGUAAGUAAUGAAUUUGUUUUAGAAAUGACAGCCUGAUCUCUUAAGGUAAACGCGUUUACGCUUGUCUCCGUCGGGCGACUACACUCAAAACUUCACUUAGUUUACAUGAACUUAGUUACUAAAACGUGGUGCCAGUUAGCAAGUUAUAACUGUGAGCGACUUAAGUGAUCGCUGGAUAUCUAUCUAAUAGGUAGAAUAAAUAUAAUAAUAUUUUGUUUUACUUGCUAUCUUGCGCUUAGUUAUUAUAAUAUAAUAAUAAUUAUCUUGAAAUCAUCCAUUGCUGUGGUAAUAGCGCGAAAAUAUGCGAGAUUUAUUUUUGUAUUAUUAUUUCAAGUCCAUGUAAACUAGGCUUUAUGUCAACACCGCAGGCUCGCAAUGGCUAACAGGAAUUAAAUUGGUUGUUAUUUAUGAUUGAUAAAUGUGUUUUGUCGUUCUGAAGGAUUAUUUGUUCUGUGUGAAAAAAAAAUCGCGAAGUUAAUGGACAUUUUUUUAUUAUUACAAUUACUAUACUACAAUUGUGCGCCGUUUUCCAAAAACUACUUACUUAGUUUUAGGUAAAUCAAUUUCUUAAUUUAAACGUUCCUGUAAUUACUUCGCGAAAUGAAUGAGUAGUCUCGAGAGUAAUGUAAUAUCUAAUAAUAAUUGAAUCUUCAGAACAGUGACUUUUCGUCACGUUGUUAUCUAAAUUCUAAUUAAUUUAAAAGAAAAAAUUAAGUAAAUAAGGUCGCUAAAUAUACUAAGUACGAAUAAGUUUUAAUUGUGUACUGGAGCGAAUGUCGGUUGAUCGCGAUUUGUUGCAACAUUUCUGUGAAAUGCUGUUAAAGUUCAAUGUUAAUUAAUUUUAAGAUCGGAAAUUGCGAGCCUCGGUGAGACAGCCCGAUGAUAAGGGCCAAUUCAGAUUGGACAUAAUAAAUUUUAAUAUCACGUUGAAAAGUCCUCAAGAUCUUUUCCGCCCGAUCUCUAUUGACCCUAAUACGCCUCUGUCGAACCUGCCACAACGUCAACAAAAUUAUUUAUUAAAGAAAAUAUUUAUGUAUCACAAAAUUUAUUUAUAUUAAUUUAGGACAGUGCUUUCGAAUGUCUUGCUUCACUCAGCGUAUCACAUGCCUGCCGGUACUGUAGUCUCAAAGCUUUAAUUAAAUUUCCUGGUAAGCCAGAAAUACACAUUCGAAUAUGAAUCUUACUUUUGUACGAAACUGUUUGACCGUCCGUAUUACGUUUCAAGUUUUAUUCAUAAUUUCACAGGAUGGGAAAAAUACCAGGUAUUGAAAUAUUGAAUGUUAUUUGCUGAGCUUUUUCCUUUUCUGAGUUCACAGUUGAUUCCAUAGUAAAAAUUGAUAAAUUUUUGGAACAGCCCAUGUUUUCAGAUUUUUAUUCGAAUAUUAAUUCUUCGGCCGUACGGGAGCGAUUGAGCUGUAUAGCAUGUACUCAUUUUACAAUCUGGUUGUUUCAAUUUCUCGCAAAGCAAUUAAUUGCAUCAAAAAUCCGUUAACAUUAAGCAAUUUAAUUUUGUGAAUCGGUUGCUACUUGCCUUGUUCUGCCUACUAUUAAGCAAUAUGGCCGCGUCGUGACCAGUUGCCGCAACCAGAUUGCGAUGUGAAUUAACGCUAUCACUUUAAAACUUACCUACCCUACCUCGCUACAGUAAGAGUAAUGGGUGUAGAAGCGGCGACGGGACGCUCAAAGAGUACAAAUUCUGUAUAAGCCCCUACAUGAGUCUUAAUUCUAAAUGUUAAUUUUAAAAACACGACACAGGGAGAGGUAUUGUCAAAGUACGAUAGUUAAUGUAGCGCGGGCAGUAAUAGCCAACGAUCCAGUCAUCUCUGCCUUUGGUGUUGUCUCUUCCUUAACUAAAUUGUCUAUGGUCUGUCGCUACGAUGCAAGGGCUCACUCAUACUGGGCGUUUUUGAGGCGUCGUCUUCUAGCGUUUACCUAACUAGCGUACCUACCUGUAUGAUGCAACUAUACCGCUCCGUCUAGGCCUUGUAGACGCCUGAAAGACGCCCAGUCUGGGAGGGGCCUAAAAUUUACUCAGGUAUUUUGUAGGCGAUGCAUUGUGGAGACGGAACAUGGAAAAGUGCGUCGCACUGUAUGCGCGCACCUUUUACUAGAUAAGAAAUGUGUUAUUAGAAAAAAAAAAUGCAAUAAAUUAUUGGCGAUGUCACUUAUUCGAUACGGUUUUGAUUCACCAUGAUUUGUGUCAAUGUGUCAUUUACUAAUCUGUAGAAAAGUAUACCAUUAGAUGAUUUUUUUCAUUCAAUAUAUGUACCUUUAUUUUCAACAUAUUUGACUUACUAGUUCAAAUAUAUGAAAUUAGUAUGUAAGAUACCUUUUUACCGUGGCAAAUUAAGACCGUAGCGAAUAAGGAACAAGCCGAAAUCGUCCUCAGCGACAGCAGCGCCGCGCCGCGUCAGUUUACCCAUGCUGUAAAAUAAUAAUCCGGCAUUGUAAAAAUAUCAGUACGAUUGUAAAUAUUGGAGCCAAAAUUUUUAUACAAAUUAUUUCAUAAAAUAUAUUCUUGGACCAAGUGGCGCGACGCGGCGCUAGCUGUGGCUCACUGCUGCGGCCAAGUAUCGAUAAAUUUAAAACGUUACGUAUCGAUACAACCGAUAUCGAUAAAAAUAUAAAGGUUAUCGAUGCGACGAUUGGCUCAUUAUGUAAGCAGUGUUUAACAGUCAUUCGUUGUCUGAACGUAGAGGCAAAUAUUAGGUACUAUUGUGACUAUGCUGAUGUGACUUGGCAGCAUUAUUCAAUGUAAUUGACGAAGAAUGGCACAUACUAUAUGUAAAAAAAAAGUUAUAGAAUUAAUUUAAUAAAAUUAUAAAAUUAA
Molecule: messenger RNA, 6680 nt
Organism: Amyelois transitella
Lineage: Eukaryota; Metazoa; Arthropoda; Insecta; Lepidoptera; Pyralidae
Product: max dimerization protein 1-like
Exons: 7
Coding region: 142-906 (254 amino acids)
Biological process (GO): regulation of transcription by RNA polymerase II
Molecular function (GO): DNA-binding transcription factor activity, RNA polymerase II-specific; protein dimerization activity; RNA polymerase II cis-regulatory region sequence-specific DNA binding
Source: RefSeq, a predicted model, not a curated record